AUGUCCAAAGGGCGCACUUAUGAAAGUCGCCCCGUACCCGGUUCGGAGGAUGCUCUUCACCCUCUGGCGUGGGCCGAGAGAUUAUUCGACCUAAAAGAGCUGCGAAAGGACUUUAAACCCUGUGAAGAGCCUUCACCAAUUCUCAUGGUUUGCCGGCUAAAACCUUGGAAAGGCAUACACUUCUACGAAAAGGGUUUCCUUGAAAAAUACGGCAUGGGACCUACAACUAAGGUACAUAGUUUAUGUUGUCUUACCAAAAGAUGCAUAAAUGGGUUUUAGUUAAGAAUACUCCCCAUGUAGUUAAAGAGUUAGACAAUAUCAAGCAUCUUGUUCGGGUGCAACCAGUUGAGUUCCCGGACGGGCUUCCUACAACCCAAGAAGAUCUACUCAAUUUUCGUCUUCUACCCAAUGGAAAAUUCGUGCGUAAAGGCAAAUCCCCCUUCCGUCGCGGAAUUUAUUUGGAUCUUUUUUCUGAGUCAGCGCUCGAAAAUUGUCGGAAAAUCUCCUCUUCCGUGGAACAGAACCAGGUGUGUGUACUUCCCUAGCUUUGUGGUCGCACUCAUGAUCAUGUUUUAAUGACAAUUUUGCGCACAUAAGGACAGUCUAAAUUGUCACAUCACCUGAAACCAGCGAGCCGCCGCACCGCUUCUGCUGUCUUUACUUUUAAUCCUUAGGGUUAGGGCUUUAAACUUCAUGCAUCUAGCUUAAUUCCUAUCCAUAUUCUGUCUCUGAGUAAGACUUACUAGAAUAUUUAAGCUCGAUAAUCUCUCAAUUCAAUGUUAAAAAGCCCUGGAGUCUCGUUUUACAGAAAGUUUGUUUUUUAGCUUACUCCUAUGGACUCAAAUGCUAA
Messenger RNA from Spirometra erinaceieuropaei, 850 nucleotides. The record is from the annotation of a GenBank genome assembly. Lineage: Eukaryota; Metazoa; Platyhelminthes; Cestoda; Diphyllobothriidea; Diphyllobothriidae.